Hemiscyllium ocellatum (epaulette shark) is the source of this 2352-nucleotide messenger RNA. Its product is annotated as TATA box-binding protein-associated factor RNA polymerase I subunit D-like. The coding region runs from base 526 to 1623 and encodes 365 amino acids. The record is from RefSeq and is a predicted model, not a curated record. Gene Ontology annotation, biological process: regulation of DNA-templated transcription. The transcript has 6 exons. Gene Ontology annotation, cellular component: nucleus; nucleoplasm; RNA polymerase transcription factor SL1 complex. NCBI's taxonomy places the organism in Eukaryota, Metazoa, Chordata, Chondrichthyes, Orectolobiformes, Hemiscylliidae.
AGCCCCCGGGAUCAGCGCCUGUCUGCGCCGGCUUCUGGAGCCAAUCCUACUCGCUGCUCCGAGCAGAUACAGUCAGCUGCAGCUCCUGAUACCCAACAACCCUCCACUUCUACCUCAACACAUCCACGUGCCUUCAUAUCCUAUUUUUGUUUAAAAAAAAUACGUUUUCUAAAAUGUUUCAAAUUGAUAAUUCCCCGUGGAAUCAAAACUGAUCUAACUUGAUCUUCUACCUCCUGUUUACAGAGUAUUUAGUUAAUAAUGAACAGAGAGGAGGCCAAGCUCAACAGGAAGGGGGAGUGAAUUUGCAAAACCACUCAAUCAUCCCUUGAAAUGCCAGUGAGCAAUGGAAUCUACAAAACUAUCCAUAUUAUCAACUGCCGGUGUGCAGUAUAACAUAGACAUUUGCCCUUAUCUCUCACUGUUAUUGAGAUAGCUUUUAUGCAAAUUGCAUUUCUAAAAAUGAAAAUUAUCUGACUUUCUUGAUCGGAUUUGCACAGCAAGGUUGAAGAAAAUUGGAGAAAAGAAAUGGAAGGUGAAACAAAUAUGACAGGCUCAAAGGAUGACAGUGAAAAUAGUGUUUUGCUAUUUUCAGAUGAAGAUGAUGGGAUUGAGCAGUUGUUACAGGAUAUUAGCAAGAAGACAAUGAAAAUAGUUGAUGAGCAAAUGGACUCGCCCAUCUCUAUACAUAGCUCAGAAGGAGAUUAUGUUCCGGAUACAAUUCAAGGUGAAUCUCAGCAGAAUGUGUUGAAUUAUCAACCUGAAUACACUGCUCCACUUACUCCUCCUGGUGACAUUGAAAGAACUGUGGUAGAGAUAUCAGAGCGGGAUAGCUCAGAUUCAGAGAGUAGUUUAUUUAUAACACAGCGUCCUGUUGUACCAGUAAGAAAGGCGAGAAGACGGGCCACCAGAAAACGUCCAACCAGAUCAGCCAUCCAAGAUCAAACUGCAGAAAAUACUGACAGCUCGACUGACUCAGACGACAUUGCAUAUCGUCCAAAUUAUGUGAUGGUUGGUGAAGGAAAGAGAUGGCGACGACGUAAGAAAUACAAAAGGAAAUCCGUUUAUCAGAGGACUGGGCAUCCUGUAGGAAGGCCUCGAUCAUCCUUAACCAAAGCUGAGAAGAUGAGGAGGUUGAAGGAACGAGGGUUACAGUUUCCAUUUGUGCAGAAGGAAUUUGGAAGAAAGCAUUUACCAUUUAAGAUGAUUUUUGCAUAUGAGCAAGCAGCUCUGUGUGGAUUAUUUACUUACAUGAAGGAGUUAAAAUGUCAAAAGCACCUCGUAAAGUCCUUAGAAAAAAUAAAUGUGGACUGUCCAAACAGAGACCGUGGCCCACUAAGGCAAUGCAAGUACUUGGAUGAGAAAAGACCAAUUUCACCGAUACAAGAAAGCAGUGAUGAAACCUGCAUUGAAGACUUCAAUAACGAAAACACAUUCGGUGUAAAAGUUGUGGAUAACAGCUGUUUUAUAAUGGAAAAGAUUGGAAAAUAUAAAAAGAGCCGAAGGAAAAAUAACUCCAAUGGCAAAAAUAAAGACAAAUGUUUAUCUAAUGGCAAAAGUAAAGCCAUUGAGAAAAAUAAAUCAGUAACUGGCCAACAAAAUAACACAAAAUCUUCCUCUAUCUGAAAAUUGUGGCAGAACAAUUGGCGGUAACAACAAUAAUAGAUAUUCCAUUGUUGAAAUCUACAAAGAACUAGUAUAUCAUCUGAUGAACUGGAAAAUGCGAAAACACAGACAUCUUUAUUUUCUGAAGAAUCCCAAGACCAGUGAACACUCAAAAGUAUGGGACAGAAUGGAGAAUGUGAAUCAGCGCAUCCAAUCCUUGGCAACAGCAUCUCUGCAAGAAGUGUUUCCUUUAUGCAAAGUGACCCAAUGGAACAUGUUAACAAUAAUAAAAAAACUAUUGUCGAUAUCUAAAAGAAAGAUGAAUAAUUGCUAAUGGGAAUGACUAUUUAAUUCAUUAAUGAUCAAUAACCAACUUUUAGGUAUGAAGAGGUUAGCUGCUGAUCUGGAGAAUUUAACAAUUGUACGUCAUAAUGGCAGUUGGUUAAUAUUCCUGCUAGAGAUAUGUUUUUCAUUGCAGUCUGUAUAUGUUCAUAAGUGAGAUCAAUAAUUUACAGUUGGAUAAAAUGUCUGAAAAUAAGUCAUUUUGUAUUCAUUUUGAGGAUAUUCCAUUGUCAAGAAUAUACUGGUUAAAAGACAAUUGUGCAACUGAAAUAUAUAAUUGUAAUACUGUGGGCAAACCUUUUGCAAAGUGAAAAAUAUGCUUGCAGUCCACAACAAAAACUCAAUGUGCUGUGCUAAUUGGAGGAUGGCUAAGACAUAGUAGUACAUAAAAUAUUGUUUCAAAAAUAA